Messenger RNA from Tachysurus fulvidraco (yellow catfish), 1504 nucleotides. RefSeq names its product butyrophilin subfamily 1 member A1-like. The record is from RefSeq and is a predicted model, not a curated record. The coding region runs from base 45 to 1496 and encodes 483 amino acids. The transcript is spliced from 10 exons. Lineage: Eukaryota; Metazoa; Chordata; Actinopteri; Siluriformes; Bagridae. Gene Ontology annotation, molecular function: protein binding.
GAAACUUCUAGCAUCGUCUUACGAUACACUGUCUAUCAGGGAAAAUGCUUUGGUGUGUGGCUGUUAUUCUUGUCAGCUUUAUCGAAUCUCGAUCAGAGAGUUUACAGGUGGUUGGUCCAGAAGCUCCUCUUGUUGCUCUAUCGGGUGAAGAUCUGGUUCUGCCCUGUUUUAUCAAACCCAACACCAGUGCUGUGGACAUGACAGUGGAGUGGUUCAAACUAUAUGUAGAAGACUCAUUAGUGCAUCUCUAUAGGGAUCAUAAAGACAGAAAUGAAGGUCAGGCUAAGUCCUACAGAGCAAGAACAUCACUGUAUAAAGAGGAGCUACAGAAAGGCAACACUUCACUCAAACUCUCAGAUCUCAGAGUCUCUGAUGAAGGAGAAUAUAAGUGUCUUGUUGAGGACAAAUCCUGGUCCGAUGACAUCACUGUGAAGGUCAUUGUAGAGGCUCAGGGAAGCCACCCCGUGAUAAUGAUGGAGAGUUAUGAUAACUCAGGAGGGAUUAAUCUAGUGUGUGAGUCCAGAGGCUGGAACCCUGCACCUGAUGUUCUGUGGCUGGACAGAGAAGGAGUCACUCUGACUGCUGAAGAUACACAGAUACACAGAGACACCGAGCUCUUCAGUGUGAAAAGCCACAUAACUGUUUAUGAUUAUAGCGACUCUAACAGGUUUUACUGCAGACUUCAGCAACAACAUCACAUUAUGGAGACAGAGAUUAUCAUCAAUAGUAAAGUCUUUGGUGCUUGGAAGUGGAUUGUUGCGAUUUCAGUUUCAGCAUGUCUUAUUGCUGUUGGAUUGAUCGUAACUGCAGUUUGUAACAAGAAAGAGAUGCAGAAGCAGUCCGAAGAGCAGGAGAUUCUCCAUGCACCACUCAGACAUGACGAAAGAGCUCACAGGGAAAAGCAGAGAAAGAAAUUUGAAGAUGAGUUAUUAAAGAAGAAGCAGUAUGCAGUGGAUGUGACUCUGGAUCCUGAUACAGCUCAUCCUGUUCUCAUCCUGUCUGCUGAUGGAAAACAAGUGACAUGUGGAGACACACGACAGAAUCUCCCUGCUACACCAAAGAGGUUUAAUUAUCCCUGUGUUCUGGGAAAGCAGAGUUUCUCCUCAUGGAGAUUUUACUAUGAGGUGCAGUUCAGAGGGAAAACUGACUGGUCAUUAGGAGUCGUGAGAGAGAACAUUAACAGGAAGGGGGUGAUUAUACAGACUCCUCAGAAUGGAUUUUGGACUGUGGGUCUGUGGGAUGAGAAUCAGUAUAAGGCUUGUGCUGGUCCCGAUGUCCCCCUCAUACUGAGAGAGAAGGUGGAGGUUGUGGGAGUGUUUGUGGAUUAUGAGGAGGGUCUGGUCUCCUUUUAUGAUGUAAAGUCCAGAUCUCAUAUCUACUCUUUCACUGGUCAGUCUUUCACUGAGAAACUCUAUCCAUUCUUCUGUCCAGGUUUAAAUUAUGGAGGUAAAAAUUCAGCACCACUGAUCAUCUCUCCUGUAUUUAAGACUGAAUGAAUUUUAAC